UAAUGGUUGGCGCCGAGGGAAGAGAGGAGAGGAGUCCUAAUCUUAAAACAAAACCCGCCGGAACUAACGGAAUUAAGAUGGGUUAACCACCGCCGUUGUCAACUUCAAUCCAACUAAAAUUCUCCAGUGAAGUGGACGCGAAUUCCCCUACGGAGGUUUCAGCGGCGGCGCUACAGCGACCAUGGACGGAGAACACGGCGGCGAGCGGCUGGUUGUGCAAGGUAGAGCGGAGAUUGACACUAGAGCUCCGUUCAAGUCCGUUAAAGAGGCCGUCACGUUGUUCGGAGAAAGAAUUUUGGUGGGGGAAAUUUAUGCCAAGAAAAUGAAGGAAAGGGUGGAUGUGGGAGAAUCACAAACAAAGCAAAAUGAAGAGAACAAUCUACUAGCUUUCUGCCUUCAAUCUCUCAAAGACGAGCUCGAACGCACCAAGCAAGAACUCAAACAACUCAAAUCAACCGAACAUGAAAAAUUGCACCACGAGCAUCCUCUUUCACCAAUAAUGGCAAUCCAUCACGACGUCGACAAAGAUCCAAAAUUCGUACAAAAUAAAAAAGAAAACAACACGAACAUGUUGCAGAAAAAGAGAAGCGUAAAAUUUGCGGUCCCUCUUGAAUUGAACCGAAACAUAUCUGUGAAAUAUGAGUCCAUGGCCCAAAAGUCAUCAUUGUCUCCGCCUUCGACUAAGAAGCCGAAGAAAAAAACUUUAGCCUAUUUGAUUGGACGAUUUUUCACCAAAAAGAAGAAAAAUCAUCAAUAAGCUUCAUUGUUGUGAUUAUUUUGAUUUAUGGCUUUAGCCGAUUAAUUAGGCAUGCGAAUUUGAUACGGGUCUUGCAUGUUUUUUUUUUUUUU
Messenger RNA from Cucurbita moschata (crookneck pumpkin), 849 nucleotides. RefSeq names its product WEB family protein At3g51220-like. The coding region runs from base 182 to 757 and encodes 191 amino acids. The record is from RefSeq and is a predicted model, not a curated record. Lineage: Eukaryota; Viridiplantae; Streptophyta; Magnoliopsida; Cucurbitales; Cucurbitaceae. The transcript is spliced from 3 exons.